Molecule: messenger RNA, 4469 nt
Organism: Drosophila virilis
Lineage: Eukaryota; Metazoa; Arthropoda; Insecta; Diptera; Drosophilidae
Gene: Dyb
Product: Dystrobrevin
Biological process (GO): synaptic signaling
Cellular component (GO): plasma membrane; synapse
Molecular function (GO): zinc ion binding
Source: RefSeq, a predicted model, not a curated record
GUCACACUGGCCAGUCGGUGGUUGAAAGUAGUCAAGUGCAGCAGCGGGCGACGUUUUUUUGCAACCGCUGCGUAAACAAAAUCUGUUGAUAAGAAGUCCCCCCCCCAGCAAACAAUUAACAAUUAAAAACUCGUCGUGCGUGUGUGCAAAACCUCUGUUGUUUAUCCACAAGAAACAAGUGCGAUUUAAAAAAAAAUAAUAAAUAGAUUCAUCCAGCUUACGAAGCUGUGUUUAUUGUGUGAGUGAGUGUGUGUGUGUGUGUGUGUGUGCGUGCGUGCGUGCGCUUGUGUUUGUGCGUCUCGGGCAGCCUAAAAGCGAAGUCGAAGAUAGCCCGAAAACAGAAAACAGAAGUUAUACAUAUAUCUGUCUGUCAACAUAUUUCGCAAGGCCAAAGUCAGCAUAAAACAGUGGCAAAGGGCGCAGCGGGUGAAAAUUUUCACCAAAAAUUAUAAAAGAAAAACAGUUAAGCGAAGAGGAAGAGGAAGCAGCGUACCAGCUUCAAGUAGAGCCCAAACGCAAAAUCUGUCGCAGGUCGAACGUGACGCAUAGGACGACGCAGCCCUAAAGCCAAUCAAAAUAGAAACAGAGUUGAGCUCGUUUUGUGCGAUUCAUGAUGAUGGAGCUGGAGCCGCGCGUGGCCAUAUUGCAGGAUCUGCGCCUACAGACCUUCGACUCGAUACGCUUUGCCUCGUAUCGGACCGCCUCGAAGUUGCGCUACAUACAAAAGUCGACCAAUUUGCAUUUGGUGGACAUUUGGAAUGUGAUCGAGGCGUUCCGUGAGAAUGGCCUGAACACGUUGGAGCCGCAGAGCGAUGUGAGCGUGGCGCGUCUGGAGACGCUCGUCUCCUCGCUCUAUCACAAUCUGAACAAGCGUCUGCCCACCGCACAGCAGGUGCCCGUGGACUCGAAGGCGGGUCUCUUGCUCAACUGGCUGCUGGCUGCCUACACCAGCGACAACUCGGGCAAAAUACGCGUGUUUUCCAUUAAGGUGGCGCUGGCCACCAUGUGCUCCGGCAAGCUGGUGGACAAGCUCAGAUAUAUCUUUUCACAGAUUUCGGAUGGCGCUGGACAGCUGGUUGCCUGGAAGCUGGGUGAAUUUUUGCGUGAGGUAUUGGCGCUGCCGGCGGCUGUUUAUGAGUCGCCCACAUUCCACUAUAAGGACGGGCUGGAGGAGGAGAUAUUUCCGGCCGAGAAUAAGGUCACCGUGAAUGAUUUCAUGGCAACACUUAUGUCCGAACCGGGGCCAUCGUGUCUCGUCUGGCUGCCGUUAUUGCAUCGGCUGGCCACGGUUGAGACAAUUGUGCAUCCGACGAUCUGUUCUGUUUGCCAUAAGGAAAACUUUACCGGAUUUCGUUAUCGUUGUCAGCGGUGUCACGCCUACCAAUUGUGCCAGGAGUGCUUUUGGCAUGGCAAGACAUCACUGAACCAUCAGAACGAUCACGAGGUCAAGGAGUACUCGAGCUACAAGUCGCCCAGCAAACAGAUUGGUCACUCCUUGCGCAAGAGCUUUCGGUGUGUGCCCGAGAAGACGACGCAAGUGUUGCCACGAUUCCCCGACCAGCCCGAAAAGACACUCAAUUUAUCGCACAUUGUGCCGCCAUCGCCGUUACCCUCGCACAAUGGCUUCUCCGAUCCAACGCUAGGCCACUUGCACGGUCCCGGUCCCGGUUCCGGCUCUGGUCCGGGGCCCGGACAUCCGGGCAUCUUUGAUCGUUCCAGUACGCUGGAUUCGCGCGCCACCGGACGCAGCCUGGACACGACCAUGUCCCGCGUAGCGGCCGCCUCGGCCAACGAUGAGGAGCAUCGCCUGAUUGCACGCUAUGCCGCGCGCCUGGCCCAGGAGAAUCGCGCUCCCUCCAACAUGCCCAAUGCGGAGAGCAUCACGCCCAUUGGCACGGAUAAUUCGCGUGCGCAGCGCGAGCUCAUCGCCCAGCUGGAGUCGAAGAACAAGGAGAUAAUGCGCGAAAUCGCGCGCCUGCGCCGCCAGCAGGAGACUGAGCAAAUGGCGCCCGAGAAUCCGGCGCUGAUCAAUGAGCUGCGCGCCCUGCGGCAGCGCAAGGGCGAGUUGGAGGGGCAUUUGGGCGCGCUGCAGGAUUCGCGGCGGCAACUGAUGGAACAGCUGGAGGGCCUGAUGCGCAUGCUCAAGAAUCAACAGACUGCCUCGCCGCGCUCCACGCCCAAUUCCAGUCCACGAUCCGGCAAAUCGCCGCCCAUGCCAGGUGGCACGGCGACAACAUCAGCUGGCGUCCUGGGCACCACGCCGAUGAGCGCCCUGCAUGCCCAGCAGUUGCAACAGCUGCAACAGCAUCCGAUGCUGCGCUCCACACAGCAACAGCUGUUGCAGCAGCAGCAGCAGCAGCAGGCGGCACAGCAAAGUCAAUCCUCGCCGGGCCUCGGCCACGGACCCUUCAGCCAGAGCCAGCUGGAGCAGCUCAACCAGAUCAGCAGCGACAUGCGUAGCGCCUUUGCCGCCAACGGCAGUGCAACCCCGCCGCCCAUAUUGAAUGCCAAUCCCAAUGCCGACGCGGAGCUGAACGCGACUGCCGACAACAUAACGUCGGCCAUUUCGACAAUGGUCAGCGAUCUGAAUGCAGAACAAUUCUUGCCGCCGGCUCGUUUCAUUAUGCCUUUGGGUAAGUCCUUCACGUCGACUCCGUUUCCGUCCUUCGUCGUUGCGACCAACUCUCUACCCUCCCCCCUUUCCUCUAGUUUUUUUUUGAUUUUUUGGUUUUUCUCAACAUUUUCUGUUAUUUUUCUUAUAGAUUAUUUCCCAAAUAGACGGCAUAAGAAAAAUUGCUGCAAAUGUUGAAUGUGCAAUUCAGUUGUUCUUUAUUGUUUAACAUUUUUACUUUCACUACCAAAAAAAAAAAAAAAAAUCAAAAAAAAAAUACCUCUCUCGUAUCCAUACGAACGAAUCCCAUUUCAAGAGUAUCGCCACAUCGAGGGCCGCGAAUCCGUUCCGGCCGGCUGCGGCGACUGCGAUUGUCUGGCUUACGAGGAGAUCUUUCGCACCGACGAGGAUCUUGAGUGCGAGGGUGCUGCCGCUCCUGAAGCUGCCACGCCCCUUUAUACAGAUCCCUUCGAUGAUGAAUUCGAUUAUAAUUUCGGCCAGAGCGAGGAGCAGUCCCAGCUAAAUCGCCUGCUCGCCUAUCGCCACCAUCCCGAGCUCUUUAUCGACGACGACGAGGCCGGGUUUCCGGCACUGCACGAGAUCGGUGAGACAAUCGAUGAGCUGCAGUUGAUAAUGCACGCUUACAUUAUGAAAUAUAGUUUGAAUAUAUAAAAAAACAAAAACAAGAGAAUUGAAAAACAUUUUUGUAGGUUCACGCGUUGUUCAGAUUUUGAUGAAACUCAAUCCUAUAAUCCCGAAUGGAAUGAAAAGGCAAAUGCGAAUAGCCAAUGGCAGGAGCAGUUUGCACAAUGGAGUCUCAAUUCACAAAAUAACUAAAGAAAAAAUAUAUAUAUAAAUGGAAAAUACAAACAAAAAAAAAACAAAAAAACACGCUGUGGAUCCAACGUUGGAACAUAUAUAUAUAUAUAAAUAUAUACACUUAGUGCGGAUCGGCGCUUAGCUUUUUAAAAACUUAACACUUAUGUUGAUCUAGAGCAAUUUAUUUAUUGACUACUUUAGUCUGUACUAUCUUAUAAAGCAUUAUAAUUUAUUUUGGCGGGCAUACACAUAUAUAUAUAUAUAUAUAUAUAUUUAUCCAUAAAUAUAUACUUCUAUACGUAGAUACGUACACAUUGAUUUGUGAACAGGAAAUCUAUGUAACAAAAAUUGAAAAAUUUUAUAAGACUUGCAUUUGAAGUCGCAAUUCUCUUGAAUCUCUAUCGUUAUGUUUAGCUGGAUUUCUUUUUUGAAUGCGCUUUAUUGCACGUUGGAGUUGUGCAACUAUUUAUUACAUAUUUAACAAGAAUGAAAAUCAAACACAUAAUACAAAUACAAAUACAAAUACUAUAUACACAUUUAUGUACUUAGCAACUAGCGACUUGUUGAAAAAAAGAACGUAAAACUAAAAUCAAAUUCUAAAUGCUGAUUCCUUAUACUUCCCCAAAGAGGACAGCAGUACAAUAAAUAUUUAAACAAACACUUUGAUAUACGAUAUAAUAAUAACAUGAAGUACGAAAUCUUUAGCCAGGAACUACGUGAAAUUAUGAACAUAUAUAAUAUGACGCGGACUUUCCAAAGUUUAUACAAUAUUUUGGAUAUUGCAUUUUAUGUUUGAGUUUUAUUUCGAGUUUUGAAAAGUUAUUCGACAUUAAGGUAUCCAAUGUUAUGUCGAUGCUAUUUAAAUUACUAUUAAUAUCAAUUUAUAAUAUGCAUUCAUACAAAAAUGUUAUAAAAUAUAAUCGCAAUGCAUACAACCAGCACAGAAAGAUGAAGAACAAAGAGAUGAUAAACAAAAUCAGACAUUUAUAGACAUUAUACAUAAAUAACCACUGAAUAAUGAAGAAUAUUACAAAAAAAA